GGGGGCGGGGCAGGGGCGGGACGGACACGAGCCGCGGUCCCCUGGCAGUCCCCCUCCUCCGGCCGGGCUCUCGCCCGCAACCCGGGCGUCAACAUCAAGCAGAAGAUCUCCCAGUGGGAGGGGCGCAGCCAGCAGGAGGGGGGCCGGGGGGUCACGCUCGGGGCCGGCGUCCCGUGGGUCGUGGUGUCCCGCACCCUCUCUGGAGACCUGCUGGGGAACGGGGACUGUGGAGCGGGGAGAGGCGGCGCAGCUCACGCCAAGCCCAGCCUGGCCAAGGCCAAGAGCCUGGGGCUGGACUUCAGGGAAGACCCGGGGAGGGGCAAACCCGGGGGGGGCGGCCGAAAGCCGGACCUCCAGCGGGACCACCAGCGCCCGGACGGUGCGGCGGACCCCGCCCCCAUCUCCGCCCCCGCCCCGAACCUCGCCCGCGACCCCCGCUACUAUACCGCCGCCGCCGCCGCCGCCGCCAAAGCCAGCGGAGAGAAGGUUCCGGAAGCAGAUCCCCCCUCGCCGCCGUCCUCUGUGGAGGACCCUCUAACGGCGCUGCCCCCCGGAAACUUCUACACCUCCCGCGGGUUCUGGCGCCGGCUCGAGGGGGAGGAGCUGCUGGUGGACCGGGGGAGGGGUGGGGCGUGUCCGGAGGGCGUCCCGUCUGAAGGGAGGGGGCUCUCCCUGCUGACCCCCCCUCCGACCAAACCCCAGCGCACGUUCCAGUACCAGGGGGCCGACAGCCCCCCCGGGCGCUGGUGCCCGUGGGAGUACUGGACCCCCCCAGUCAGCCCGUCCAGUGCCAAGAGCCACACCAGCGGGCCUCCGCCUAACUGCCCGGCCCCGCCCUGUCCCGUCACCCAUGGCAACGGCUUCUCCCGGCACAAGCGGAACAGGAAAUCGUUUGAGUUUGAGGAUGUGGCGCAGCUGACGGGCCAGCAGGGGGCGCCAGGGAGCGAGUGCCGACGGUCAGGGCUGUACCACGCUCUGUCUGAGGACAACAUCUACGAAGACAUCAUCUCGGACCAGACCCGGGAGAACCCGUACGAGGACGUGAGGCUGCCCCCCCUGAGGGGUCACCCUGUGCCCUGGACCGCCCUGCCGAAACACAGCGCUGACACGCCGAAGCUGCCACCCAAGCCCCUCACCUUGCGAGCGCCCUCUGAAAGGGUGGAGACUGGGCAGGGCUCAGACAGGAAGGAGGCGGGGAAGACCGUCACAUCCAAGACCCUCCUGCCCACCGGACGUUCAGCCCCGAACAAGAGCUGCUACACGGGCCAGAAGACAUACAGACUGCCUCAGUACGUGAGCAAGAUCCAGGAGAUCUUCACCGCCAAGCGGGGAAAGAAGAGACUGCGGACCCAGAAGGGGACCGGGCAGGACAGCUCCGUGCGAGAAGAGAACAGUGGCACCGAGAGUGACCCAGAGGAGGGCAGUAAAGGUGAGGCGCGGCGCUCGGUCUACGUGCAGUCCACCCUGAGGAGGAGGCCAGGGUACCGCACGCUGGAGAGGGACCUGAUCCAGCUCCAGCAGCAGCAGCUCUUCCAGCUCUUCGUGGUGGUGUCGCUGAGAAAGGGCUCCCCCGGAAACACGUACUCCCCUGAGAUCACACAACAGUUCCCCAAUAAGUUUGAGAAGUCCUCUCGUCACUCACGCGAGGCGGAAGACCGGCUCAGGGCCAUCCCCAAAUUCUGCUUCCCCGACUCUCAGGACUGGCGCCCUUCGGCAGACCUCCCCAGUGAAACGUUUUCCUUUGUUCUGACGGGGGAGGAUGGCAGCCGUUGGUUUGGUUACUGCCGGAAGAUCCUGCCCAGUGGGAAGGGGAAGAGGCUUCCGGAAGUUCACUGCAUUGUCAGCAGGCUGGGCUGCUUCAACCUGUUUGCCAAGAUUUUGGAGGAGGUGGAGAGGAGGCGGGAGAUCUCCCCGGCGCUGGUGUACCCCUUCAUGCGCAGCGUCAUGGAGGCCCCGUUCCCCGCCCCCGGCCGCACCAUCACCGUGAAGAGCUUCCUGCCCUGCUCCGGGAGGGAGGUGCUGACCCUGUGCCGGCCUGUGGACUCGCGCCUGGAGCAUGUGGACUUUGAGAGCCUGCUGCUCUGCCUGAGCGUGGAGCGGCUGCUGCAGGUCUUCGCCUCGCUGCUGCUGGAGAGGAGGGUCAUCUUCAUCGCCGACAAACUCAGCACCCUGUCCCACUGUGCCCACGCUGCCCUGGCUCUCCUCUACCCCUUCACCUGGCAACACACCUUCGUGCCCGUCCUCCCCGCCUGCAUGCUGGACAUCAGCUGCUCCCCCACGCCCUUCCUGCUGGGGGCGCUGCCCGCGUCGCUGCCCCAGGUGCUGGAGCUGCCCAUCGAAGAGGUGCUGAUUGUGGAUUUGUGUGCGGACAGGUUUGUCAGACAGCUUGGUGAUGAGGACUGCAUUUUACCCAGGAAGCUCCAGGCAGCUCUGCAGCAGAUUCUGGAGCAGAGGGUAGAGCUGCUGGGGCAAGAUGGAGGAGGGAAUAAGGGAGGGGGCGACUCCAGCCUGAGCCGGCUGCUGUCGGAGGCGUUCGUGCGCUUCUUUGCGGAGCUGGUGGGGCACUACUCGCUGCACAUGGGGGAGGGCCCCGGCGGAACGCUGGAGUUCCAGCGCGACGCCUUCCGGAAGGGGCACCCGUCCCGCGGGGUCCGCCAGUUCCUGCAGCUCUUCAUGGACACGCAGAUGUUCGCCGGCUUCAUCCAGGACAGGGAGCUGCGAAAAGGGGGGGUCAAGGGGCUGUUUGAGGUAAGGGCCGCAGAGUAUAUGGCCUCGAACCCGGACCCGGAGCCAAGUGGGGUCAACAAGUUCCUGAAGGGACUCGGAAACAAGAUGAAGUUCCUGCAGAAGAAGUGAAGGCUAGUUCCGGCACGUUCUCUCUGUCACGGGACAGACAGGCGAUUCUCCCGCUCGGCACGCUGAGUGGAGCGGGGUGUCCGCCAGACCCAGGCCAGCUGCUGGGGGGGGCUGUGAGGGGCGAGGGGUGCUGUGACGGGACGGGACGGGACGGGACAGGGAACCACAGGGGCGCGGUGCUGCGCCUGGAUCCGCUGAAGCGUGGGGUGCAAAAAAACGGGGAGGGAACCCGGGACUGAGCCCACCGUUAGGCUGGGGAAAAAAACCACCUGAUCCCUGAGCCCAGAGAGUCACUGCAGUCAGAGGAAAACUGGAAAUGAGAGGUUUUGAGUGAGCUUCAGUACAGCGAGCAGCGUGUGCUGUUUGGGUUAAACUGGAAGAGUACAGAGGAAGACUAUAGAGGAAGAGUACUGAGGAAGAGCGGGGGGGAGCAGGUGCUAUGUACUUGUGAUGGGUCUGCUGAGAAGCUGCAUGUACAGAAACAUUUCAGAAAGAGAAAUCCUUUGCUGUAAUUUAUACAACUAAUUAAUUUAUAUUUCAUGUCACUAACCCAUUCCUUUCCUCUGUCUCUUUUUACAAACUGUUUACAGUUUUUCUUUUUAUGAUUAUGUUUUUACAUUUGGGUCUGUAGGACUGGUUCAGCCAAUAUAUGAACAUGCUUUUGGUGCUUGUCUUGUGACUUUUACCCUGUUGUCAAUUGUGCACCUCUGUAAAUACUCUUGCUGCUGCUGAUUAAGGUUUACUGGGAUUAUCUUUCUUUCUUUACCAAGAUGUGCUGUGAUUAUAGUCACUAGAAGCCAAUAGGGUUACCUUUAAGGGAAAAAGAACACGUGAGGUUAAGCAUGUAAGGGAAAAAGAACAGUCAGACAUAGCAACGACAAUACCAUUGUACUUUCGUUUUUGUUUAGUUUUUACUUUCAUUUACAGUAUAUUUCAUUUGCAACUGCCACAUGGUAUAAACAAUUUAUUUUUUUCUCUGAUGAAAAGAUGUUUAAAAUCCAAUUUCAAAUUAUCCAUGAAAUCAGUCAAUGGCUUUGUUUAUACAGGCGGUUUCCGUCGACCCAGAGCAGAAUCCUAAUUUUUUUCAGCAGUUAUCUCCUUGAAAUGUAAACAGAAAAUAAUCACAUUGAAUCUGAUAUUUUCCAAAUAUAAUCCCAUUUAUAUAAUUCCAUGUUGGACUACACCCUUGUGUGGUCCUAAAUCCAAUACAUAUGCUAGACCUGGCCAUAUGACUUGUCUGGCCAAACAGAUCUGUUUUUUUGUUUUUGUUUUUUUUGUUGUCCUCAGCUAGUUUUUUUUUUUUUCAUUGUCUCAUGACAAAUAAGAAAUGUAGUUUCUCGAAACACACAAAUCUGAUCUGGCCACUUGUAAAUUUAUUGUGUUGGCAGUUGCCCAGAAUAAUUAGAUUUGACAAACGAGUCCCAUUUGAGUAGUAAAGCCUACUGUCUAAACAAAGCCAAUGAAGAGACUCUUGUCAACUUUUUGAAACAGCAUCCCUCAACUGCUGAAUUGCUGGUUUUAGUGCAUAAACACACACCUGGAGAAAAUAUUUGGAGCUGGUUUAUAUUACCUUGGUUUACAACAGUCAUCUCUUAACUGAAGUUUUU
Molecule: messenger RNA, 4463 nt
Organism: Anguilla anguilla (European eel)
Lineage: Eukaryota; Metazoa; Chordata; Actinopteri; Anguilliformes; Anguillidae
Gene: dennd2c
Product: DENN/MADD domain containing 2C
Exons: 18
Source: RefSeq, a predicted model, not a curated record